AUGGUCCGCACCAAGAACACCGCCAAGAAAUCCACUGGCGGCUCAGCCCCACGUCCGGAGAAGGAAGGCUUGACCGCCUCCAAGGUCAAGCCUGUGGGAGGUGGGGACAUUGAGAAGAGAGAUGCUCAUUAUAAGGCUUUGACCGCUGCCAAGGCCACCUUGCCUAUGGGAGGUGGGGACUUGGCAAAUACAAGUGUUCACAAUGAGUAUUGCAUAGUCUGCAGGGAUGGUGCAGGGCGCUAUGAAGAGAAUACUCUCUUCAUGCUCCGCCUGCAGCUGCCGCCUGACUUAGAGACCACAGUCCUGCAGGACAACAUCUCUUUCCAGUGCAUUUGUUGCCACAUCAAGAUGGAACAAGGCGGCGCCUACUUUGGUUUCUAUAACACCAACCACCUUCCAGUCUUGGACAGGUUCUUACCCAUCAAUGGCGCGCUUGAGGUGUCUGAGCGAGCCGAAAUUUCAGCAGCCACAGUCAUUUUCAUUCACCUCAUCCUCGUCGACUUCACAGUGGCUGGUAGCCCUAUGGAGUUUGCUCAUUCCUUCCUCAAGCCCUACUAUACUGGCGACCGCAUCCAGUAUCUCAACGUCUACUAUGACAUUGGCACUGAUGCCAAGCUUCCUGCCUACCACAGCAACAUCCAGAAGAUAAUGAAAGGUUUGAAGAAGUCCUUUGUCUGGGAGCGUGUUGUGAUUGGCGUCUCUACUCACACUGAUGAGGAUUUUGGAGACCCUUUUACUGGGUAUGAGGAUGAUGCCUCAGAGGGCUAUAUCAGCACUCCGGUCAAUGAUUUCUUGGAAAUAAUUCUCCAACCCUGGCAAACUCUCAUUGAUGCCGCCCAGGAAUCCUACCUCUGGAUGUUCUGUUGUGGCCACCUUGUCACCAACUUGGACUCAUUCCAUGGCUUGCAAGAGGCUGUUGUCCGUUUAUUUGACAUCAUCUAA
This is a messenger RNA of Suillus paluster, 942 nucleotides long. RefSeq lists its product as uncharacterized. The transcript is spliced from 8 exons. Bases 1 to 942 code for a protein of 313 amino acids. The record is from RefSeq and is a predicted model, not a curated record. Lineage: Eukaryota; Fungi; Basidiomycota; Agaricomycetes; Boletales; Suillaceae.